AUGAAUGUGUCCAACAACUGCAGUGUCACAAAUCUAGAACUGUAUCACUGUGUUCGUCUCAUUGAAUUUGCUCUGUAUAACCUCAUUUUCUUUUUUGGAGCACUGUUUAAUGCUCUUGCCCUCUGGGUGUUCUUCUGCAAGAUAAAGAAGUGGACAGAAACCAAGGUGUAUGUAAUCAAUUUAGUCUUUGCAGACUGCUUCGUCAUCUGCACCUUGCCUUUCAUGGCUUAUUUGCUCUGGAAUAAGUCAACCCGAAAUGAACUCUGCCAGUUUAUAGAGGCAAUGUAUGUUAUCAACAUGGUAGUGAGCAUCUACACAAUUUCAUUUAUCUCCAUUGAUCGAUACAUUGUCAUAAAACACCCCUUGAAAGCCAGGACCUUCAGGUCUCCAUCAAAGGCUGCUCUUCUCUGUGGGCUUCUGUGGAUCUCCGUGAUAAUCGGUGUCACCUUACAGCUUUGGCAGAGACAAGCCACACUCUGCUUUCAGAAGGAUACCACCGCGCCCGCUACUCUGAGCCUGCUUUCCAUUUUCUUCGUUUUUACUCUUCCAUUAGCAAUCUUGACUUUUUGCUCCACAGAAGUAAUCAGGAACCUUAAGCGACGUCUGAACACAAAUUCACCAGAGGAGAAAUUAAUCCAGAAAGCUCUUCACGUUAUUUAUGCAAAUCUGAUUGUAUUUCUAGUGUGUUUUCUGCCAGCCUACGUUGGCAUACUUACCAGGUUCAUAAUGGAGAGUGUCGGAGCUACCUGUUUCCUGCUCCAGGUUAUGAAGAACUUCUCCUCUGUGACGAGGUGUAUCGCCACAUCCAACUGCUGCCUGGAUAGUGUCUGCUACUACUUUGUGACCAAGGAGUUCCAUGAAGUCCUACUGUCCAAACACAGCACUGAAAAAACAGAUCAAAUCCCUCCCAUCCAGACGCACACUUGCUAA
Pelecanus crispus (Dalmatian pelican) is the source of this 930-nucleotide messenger RNA. Its product is annotated as G-protein coupled receptor 35. The record is from RefSeq and is a predicted model, not a curated record. Lineage: Eukaryota; Metazoa; Chordata; Aves; Pelecaniformes; Pelecanidae. Gene Ontology annotation, biological process: positive regulation of Rho protein signal transduction; phospholipase C-activating G protein-coupled receptor signaling pathway; chemokine-mediated signaling pathway. Gene Ontology annotation, cellular component: plasma membrane. Gene Ontology annotation, molecular function: chemokine receptor activity.